UGCAGUUGACUCGGGUCUCACUUCGGCAGCAGGCAGCAUCCAACGAGCUUCAGCACGAGUCGCUUCGUUCAAUUUGCCGAAAGCCUUGAGUCCAUCACAAGAGGCUGUGUGCUUUUUGCCAGUAGAUCAUCAUCGUCCUUGUCGGAUGGUUGGCGGUUUUUCCUAACGCAUUGUGUCUCUCAGCAAUUUUCGCAGAAACUGACAAAAAUAUAUCGUAAGCGUGAAAUUCGCUUCAAUAAGUUUAAGAGAAUCUUAAAAAAUGUUUGAAAGUUUUUAAUAAAUUUUGUGCAGUUUCUAGUGUGAUAUUUAGUUGUGCGUGCAAGUUUUUUUUUGUUUUUUUCAAACAUUUAUGGAUUUCCUGUGUCAAACUGCUGCAUGAUCGAAAUGAAUGAAUUGUUGUGACCCAAGUGUUGUUGAUACCCAGACGAAUUUGAAUCGAAAAAAUUAAUCUCUUUAUAUAUGUAUGUACAUAUAUUCAUAUGUACAUAUUAUAACUACACAAAUGAGCUUUAUACAGCAACUUCUUCAAAACCGACUCAAUCCGUGUACAUAUAAGUGUUAUGCAAAAAUGCUGAUCGUGCUGCUUGUAAUUUCGGCACUGCUGGAAGCAAUUGGCGCCUUUCAACCAGAAUUUGUGGAGAGCAUUUCCAAUGUUUCGGUGGCUGUUGGUCGCGAUGCCACAUUCACGUGUCACGUACGCCAUUUGGGUGGCUAUCGGGUGGGUUGGUUGAAGGCCGAUACCAAAGCCAUCCAAGCCAUUCACGAGAAUGUCAUCACGCAUAAUUCACGUGUUACAGUCAGCCAUUUGGAUCAGAACACUUGGAAUUUGCAUAUAAAAUCGGUUUCUGAAGAGGAUCGCGGUGGGUAUAUGUGUCAACUGAAUACGGAUCCUAUGAAGAGUCAGAUUGGCUUUUUGGAUGUGGUUAUACCGCCGGAUUUUAUCAGCGAGGACACUUCAUCGGAUGUGAUUGUGCCCGAAGGUAGCUCGGUGCGUUUAACAUGUCGAGCUCGCGGCUAUCCAGAACCCAUAGUGACCUGGCGUAGGGAGGACGGCAAUGAAAUCGUUCUUAAAGACAGCAUGGGCACUAAAACAUUAGUCACCUCCUACCGCGGCGAGGUGCUGAAGCUCACAAAAAUCUCACGCAAUGAAAUGGGCUCAUAUCUAUGCAUUGCGUCCAAUGGAGUGCCCCCAUCGGUUUCAAAGCGCAUUUCGCUUAGCAUACACUUUCAUCCUGUUAUUCAAGUACCAAAUCAAUUAGUCGGCGCACCACUUGGCACUGAUGUUCAAAUCGAGUGUCACGUUGAGGCCUCGCCCAAAUCAAUUAACUAUUGGAUUAAGGACACGGGUGAAAUGAUAGUCUCCUCCGUUAAAUAUCACGUUCAGGAAGCAUCUCAAUCGAUGUACGAGACCAAAAUGACAAUGAUUGUGCGUAAGUUCCAAAAAGAUGAUGUUGGAUCGUAUCGAUGCAUAGCCAAAAAUUCACUAGGUGAAGUGGAUAGCAGUAUACGAUUAUAUGAAAUCCCAGGACCGAAUCGUAAAAUUCCUAGCAAAGGUAGCGGAAGCGGAGCAGGUGCGGGCAGUACUGGUACCAACGAUGCGGAUGCCAAUGACAUUUUAAAACUGAAACAAGUCAAAGUCACCUAUCAGCCGGGUGGCGACGAUGAGGAACUGCAAUAUGGUUCGUCCGAGGAUUUUGAGAAUGGCGAUGGAUAUGGUGGACUGCCGCCGUUAUCGCCUCACGUUUACUACACCAGUGGCAAUAAGCCUCCCACACAUAAGCCAGGAGGCGGCGUCGGUGGUGGGAGUGGCAGCAAUCAGCAUCAACAUCAUCAUCAUCACCAUCACCAGCAGACGCAUGGGAGCAAUGGCAAUGGCGUCGGCGGCAACGAGUUGACUCCGUCAGGUGCCGGUGGCAAUGCCGGAGCCGGUGGCAUCACCCGUAAGCCACCCUAUUAUGGUACGGAAGUGCGCGGUGGUGGCAAUGGCGGAAUUGGCGGCCCCCUGGACAACAACGAAAUGAGCUCCGGAGCCGAAGGUGUUCAUGGUGGCGGCAUAGGAGUAAACAAUCGAUGUCGAUGGUUGUGGCACUGUCGACAGCCGUUCUUAAUGGGUUUGUCGGCUAUGUCCGGUUUUCUCUUGACGCUUUGGCUGUUAUAAUACCCAAUGGUUAGUGUAUAACAGCCUUCCCAAGUACACAAACCCACACCCACACACAAACACAGCCACAUAUGUUGUAGUAGCAAAUGUUAAAUUGUUUAUAAACAAAUUACAUAAAAAAUAACUUAAAUUACAUACAAGUAAGUGAAACGUAUCUAAGGUAAAUGCAAAAAAA
This is a messenger RNA of Drosophila willistoni, 2333 nucleotides long. RefSeq names its product lachesin (gene DIP-alpha). Lineage: Eukaryota; Metazoa; Arthropoda; Insecta; Diptera; Drosophilidae. The record is from RefSeq and is a predicted model, not a curated record. The transcript is spliced from 9 exons. Bases 464 to 2158 code for a protein of 564 amino acids. Gene Ontology annotation, cellular component: neuron projection.